UUAUAUUAGUGCAGAACACUGUACCUUUAAUUUAAAAUGCCCUUGGAGUCUGCUGGGGAAGAGAAAUAAUACUGUCAGUCAGUAUGACAUGCAGAUGAGUGCCGUCGAUCUUAGUAUCAUCCCCACCGCACACUUCACUCAUUUGGGCAGUCACGGGGCCAAAACCAGAAGUGUGGAGCCACAGUGUGGCGGUGGAGGUGGCAGGAUGUUUCAGCAAUGGGAGACCAUACAGCACCCUAUGACAAAAUGGAACCCACCAGCAGUGUGAGGAGACCUGAAAGUGGCACAUGGCAGAGUGUGCGAUGGAGACAGCAGCAAUGGGAGGCCGUACAGGGACCCAUGACACACUCUGGACCUGGCAGCAGCAUGAGGAGUCGGUAUGGGGGCCCAUCGGCCCAAUUACGGGCCUGGCAGCAGCAUGAGGAGGCGGUACAGGGGCUCCCAUGGCAGAGUGGCGGAGCGUAAGCAGCUAAAAUUGAAGGCCCAUACAGAGGCCUAUGUUAAAAAGUCCCCCCAGCAGCAGCGUGGGGAGACGACUAUCAAGAGUCCAAUGGCAGAGUGCGGAAGCCGUCAGCAGCGUGAGCAGACGACAGAGGCACAUGGCGCAGGCGGAAGCCGUCAGCAGCGUGAGCAGACGACAGAGGCACAU
Molecule: messenger RNA, 649 nt
Organism: Staurois parvus
Lineage: Eukaryota; Metazoa; Chordata; Amphibia; Anura; Ranidae
Source: the annotation of a GenBank genome assembly